CAUUUGCGUGGGCCGCUUUCCGUUAUCGUUUCGCUGACGACAGGCACACGCAGCACCAACCUUCCUUCCUUCCUUCCUGCCUUCCUUCCUUCCUGCCUGCCUGCCUGCGUGGUUUGACUUAUUCACCACCUCAUUCUGCACGAGCGAAACAAACACCUCCGCUGAACACACAAGACCUUGUGUCUGACGGUGUGCUCGUGGGUCGGGGACCUAGCCAAGAAGAAACCAAUUAGCUGAACACGACAUCAGCACACCUUUGCUUGCAUCCUCAUGAAACAACGAGUGCCUGCAGGCAAGUGUCAUGGGUGUGUGCAACAAGCGGUGACGACGACAACUGCGACGACAACAGCGAUGCCCCAGAACCACCACAGAGCCAGAAUACCACAUCUCUGCCUGAGCCAGCAUCUCCAACACAUCCACUCCCAUCUCGUCAUGCUGCUCUUCUUCCUCCUGGCAUCUUGCUUGCAAGCACAAGUCCUCGCACAAUCAGACUUGUGCCAGGAAGCACCCUGUGGGUUUGUCAACUCGACAUGCAGAGUUGAAGUGCACGAGAGCAACGACACCGCAACAGUGUAUGAGCGCGUGUGCGGGUGCGAGGCAGGCUACACCCUCGUGCUCCCGCCAGCAAUCACAACCACAACCACAACAACCAGCACAACGCAGCCUGUCAAUGGCAACACCACGACAACAACAGCAACAACAAUCACAUCCAUCACAGCCAACGGCAACACAACUGCACCAGCGAUGACAACGGCUGCCGCUUUUCACGUGCUCACCCCUUCCUACGCAAACGCAACCUGCCAAGACAUUAACGCGUGCGCCUGGUUCCCCUGUGGGGACAACAGUAUCUGCACCGACUUGCCGGCACCAGCACCAAACUCCACCCUUGGGCGCACAUGCACGUGCGCGCCUGGGUUUGAGCUUGCGCCAGGCCAGCCAGCUGACGGCAAUUGCGUUGACAUCGACGCAUGCGCCGCCAACCCAUGCCACACAAACGCAAACUGCACGGACCUCCCGGCACCAGCUGAUGGCACAGAGACCGGUCGCGUAUGCUCGUGCUUGGAAGGGUACGCGGGUGAUGGGAUCACCAACUGCACCAACAUCAACGCAUGCUCGUUCUUCCCGUGCCACCCUGAGUUUGGCGUGUGCACGGAUCUUCCACCGCCAGCACCCAACUCAACAGAGGGGCGGUCCUGUCGAUGCGACUACGGCUACACGGGUAAUGGAGAGGACAUCUGCUUCGACGUGAACGCGUGUCGUCGCAACCCAUGUGAUGUCAACGCCAUGUGCACCGACCUUCCACCGCCCGCGCUCAACAGGCCGGAGGGGCGCAUCUGCGAUUGCUACCCGGGCUUCUUCGGUGACGGCGACUACUGCAUUGGGGAGCCGCUGGUACAAGUUGUCGCUGCCGCUGAGAAUAAUGCUGUUCGAGUGGGAAGCUAUGUCACUGCCUUUGCCACCAUUCCCGUGACCGCAAGCACGAGCAACGUCAGCGUCUUGCUGCGCACACAACACGACACCCCGUUUGCGAAGCUCGUGUUUGCCACAACACCAGUUAUGGCCUUCGUCGUCAACGGUACCAUCCACCAGACCUUCAACAGCACAGACCGCAAUGUCACGGGCGCUGCCUUGCCUUCUGCAGCCGUUCUCACUUGGGGUACCAACACCUACAACAGCAACAGCAACAACUACAGCAGCAUCCCGUUUGCAUUUGAGCGCGUCAACGAUACUGCGGUGCUGCUGUCGUUUGGGCUGCUGGACACCACACACCCGGCAUCACCCCCAGCCGUCGCCGUCACUGCACAGCUUGCCGUGCUCGGUGAUGUCAGUGCCGGCAGACAGGAGGAGCUGUCCAUCAGGGCCACAGUGGUUCACGAUGGCCUUCAUCCGGUUCCAAUCAGCGCCACGGCGUACGCGUCCGUUGUCCACCCGAGCGUUGACGCGGUGUUCAGCCCAUCACAAGUGCCGCCCUUUCGAAACGCACUGGAAACCACAACCGUCGCAAUCGCAUUCACGGCACCGUCGCUGCCACUCUACAACGCCACAAUCGCCGUUGUUGCCGGCGCACAGGGCGGGGGUGCAGACGCAUCCGCACAGGUCAUCAAUGCAACGCUGGCUUUCCCAUGCCUGUUUGCGACGCAACCAAACACAACUGCAACGACAACGGGACCUGCAACGGCAAACAGCACGUGGUGUUCCGGCACGAGUGCCACGCUCAGCGCCCUCAACACAACGGCGGGUGGCGUCGCUGAGUUUGAAGUGGAGCUGAGCCUCACGGAUCUGGCUCGCAGCAACGCCACGGUCACGCUGCCCGAGAUUGAGGUGUCCUUCUUUGCAUGGCCGAUCACCCCUGAUACCACCACAACCCCAAGCACAACCAACACAACAGGGAGCGCCAUCGCAGCGGCGCCCGCUGUCAACCCACGUUAUACGCAACGCCUGCAGCUGAACCCUCGCACCAUGCGCUUGCCCACUAUCUCAGCAACCACAACCCUUUCCACCAUAUCGUGCUUCGCCUCCGCAACAACAGCGCCGCCGCCAUCAUCAUCAUCAUCAUCAUCAUCGUCACCACAAUCAGAUGACGCAGAUGCUGAUGCGACUGCUGUUGUUGUCAGCGCCCCUGGUGCCCUCCUGUACAUGUGCACAGAGAUUGCCGGGCCAUACCUCCGCUUCGAUCUUGGGUUGCAGUACUCCCUGCAGGCUGGGCUGGCGAGCAGCGUCGUUGUCUCCACCAAUGCCCCAGAGGACGCUGUGGGUGGUGCCAGUGGUGCAGUGCAGGCAAUUGUGCAGGCUGUAAACACCACAACCACCAACGCAACAGCGGCUGCUGGUGACAGCGACACAGACCGCGUGCUGUUGUCUGCGCGGGAUUUGCUCGUCAACACCAGCACGAACUCCCUGAUCAUCCAGACAGCCAUUCGCAUCAGUAGUGAACACACCCCACUGUUGACAGCCGGGCAACAGCUGAGCAUCGACGUGCAGGCUGUCGCCCUGCCAGGCCUCGCAUCAGCACAGGCCGCCAUCAUGGGUGCUUCGCACUUUGCAGUUGAGCUGCUGGAGCCAGCGCUUGAGCUGGCGUAUGUCGCAGAGGACGUGCCGCACCAUCUGGAUGCCGGCGAUGUCAUUGCACACCGCAUUCACCUUGCGCACCGGCCCUGGUCAUCUGCUCCUGCUUACGACCUCUGUGUCACCCUCACGGCCUCGCCAUUCCUGUCCUUCAUCUCGCCGACGGAUACGAAGCUGUUGCUUCCCCAAGGCCUCAACUGCACGCUCUCCAAUGACCAGAGUGGCCAUAUGGCUUCAAACUGGAACGAUGAUGCUGACGACGGUUUCAAUACGCUCACGUUCUGCUGUGCACAACCGCUCUCCCCAACCAACAACAGCAGCGUGUCUGCCCUUGUGCUGAGCACCGUGGCCGGAAACACGGCUCCACUCACGCCGCUCUACUUUGCUGCAACCGCCACCUACACCUCUGCCCCGCCGCCGCCAAGCAACACCUCAAGCAACAGCAAUACUACCAUCAGCAGCAGCAGCAUCGCCAGCGACCCCAAUACAGUGGCGUUGGCAUCCGCUGUGCUCUCAGCCAACAACAGCUCCCUCACUGACCCUGUCAGACACUAUGUUGCUGAUGUGGAACGCAACACCACACACGUGCUUGCUGUGCCGCUGGUACAUGAAGGAUCACCGCCUAGUACAGCGGCAGGUGCCGUGUACGUGAACGACGCCAGUGUUGUGCAGGAGGUGUGUGUCACCGCACCAUUCAGCCCAGAGUACCAGGACCCGCUGCCUGCAAGCAUUGUGGAUGGCGUGCAGGUACAUCUCUUGUUGGAGCUGGAGUCCUCCAUCACCAGCAGCAUGACACCGACAAACUGGUCCAUCGUCCCACGCUCUAUCCAGCACACCGCCUUCGGGUUUGAGGCAACCCUACUCCCAGCAGAAACCAUUGUCACGCUCAACUCGACGUUUUCGCGCGUUGUGCUUCGUGACAUGCACAGCACGGCUUCAACCACCCACAGCAGCACCAAUCUCACGCUUACGGGCGCGCUGCAGCAGCUGUUGUCCAACAUGACCGCGUCCACGGUUGACGAUGCCACGAUUUGCUUUGACGUGCAGCGACAGUCCGAGACAGCAGCAGGCGCCACCUCCCUCUUUCCUGUGCAGAACGCUGCUGUUGUGGCACUGAACGAGACAACAGCAGCUUCUGCGCGGUCCCUGUUGACGGUUGAGUACCGCACACCAUCCGCAAUUCAGGGCUGGCCUGCUGUGGAGCUGCAACCAUCGCCGUCGCCGUGGUUUGAGAUUGGCACGACCGUGGCACCAACUUCUCGCAUUUCCCUCCACGCAACAGACAACGCGGACACACCAAGCAACGACGUCUCUCUCCACGAGAUCCUGACGUUUGAGGCUCGCGUGGAAUUGCCGUUUGGCGAGUACAACCUGACCCUCGACUUCGUGCUGGACCCCUACACAAACAAGAACGCGUUUGUGGUUCCCGAUGCGUCUGACUUCUUCAUUGCCAGUCUGCCAGCGUGCCUGUCCAACACCACCGCCUUCGCUGUUGAAGUACCAACCAUGGCAACCCCAAAGCAAGUGCGCGUGGUGUUUGGCACUGUGCAGUGCAAGCAGGACCCAAGUGAAGCCAACACGGUGUUUCCAGCCGACAACACCCUCAAGGUGCAGCUGCAAACGGCAGUUGUCGACGAACAUGCUGCUGAUCCACUGCUCUCUGCAAACCGUCGGCGCCACUUUGUUGACCUGACGGCGGAGUACACAUCUGCGCUUGGCACCAACACGACCGCAGUGUGGUGGGCAGACGUGACUGUCGUGCACCCGCAGCUUCGCCUGCUCACGUGGAUGGACACAGACGCGCGCGACUCCGAGGCUGGCGACGUUGUCACCUACAUGUUCUACGUCACGCACGACGUCAACUCGACAGCCCCGGCCUAUGAUCUGCAGCUGCUCUCCACUCCCAACGUGCACCACGCCAUCCAGAACGACACCAUCAAGUGCCUCGAAUUCUGCGACGCGGAGGAGGCAACGCAGGUCACCGCAACAGACCAAGGUGGACUGCUGUUCACCAUCCCACGCCUGCCACUGGGCAAGAACGCGUACUGGCGGUGGAAGGCAACGGUGCUGCAGACCGUGCCCGCCGGUCGUCGUCUUCGCUCCGACUACGACUUCCGCUUCGACACGCACCCGCGCAACGCGAGCACAGCCACGCCACUGGACGACAGCGCCGGCGUGCCGCUUGUUGGAUACGAGGACACGGAGAGCACGUAUCACACGAUGGACAUUGAAGACGCUAACUUCACGGGCCUUCCCGUGUUCAGCAGCAUCGCCACGACGCGUGAGUCUCCAAGAUACGAUGUCGUGCCAGAUGAGCUCUUCAUCCUCAACUACACCAUCACGCUGCCUGCGUCGACAACGGAUACGCGCGUUACCAUCUACAUGCCGUCUGCCUACAUUGCGCUCAGCGGCACCGUGACGGGCGUUGGUGGCCUCAUCCGCAACAGUUCGCUCGAUGCUGGUGACAUGGCCGAUCUUCUGAGUGGCGGUCGCAGCGUCAAGUUUGACUUUGGUCGAGUGCAGCGCUUGAUUGCUGCUGCUGCCUCCUCCUCGUCAUCGUCAUCGUCGUCGCAGCAAAAUGGGACCACCACGAUGGAAGCGGAGGAACAGGCAUCAUCCCUGUUCAUGUCCGUGCUGUGCCAUGCGGAGCCUUCGUUCUUCGGUAGCAACUACGCGUUGCGUGACACGGAGCAGCUCAUCUUUGCGCGCCUGUCGUUUGACGGAUCCGUGGCGGACGUGGAGGUCAACACAACAGCACGGGAGCCGCGCCUGCUGCUCUCGGAUCCCAUCAACCACCGCCACGAUGCGGGUGACGUGGUGACAUUUGCAGUUGUGCUCAACCACGACAACCGCACCACCUCUGCUGACGCCUACGACGUCUUCCUCGCGUACGCGUUCUCUGACAAGGUUGUUCCAGACAACGCCACCGCAGUCGCCUGUCUCGUCAACACCACAGAUCCCUUGGUUGCCAGUGCACCCGCCUGCCUCCCCUUGGCUUCGACCAUCGCCUCCCCCUCCACCACUGCGGCCACACCCGCCAACAACAGCAGCAGUGUCAACAGCACGGGUACUACAACUGCCACUAGCACCAGCGCGAUGACAACAACAACAACAACAAGCACAAGCAGUGACGGUGGUGGCGAUAAUUCACUUCCGCUGACGCUGACUGCACAAGGGUUUGAGUUGCGGCUUGCGCACCUGCGUCCAUUUCAGCGCGUGCACAUUGUGAUUGAAGGGCAGGUUGUGCAGGACGUAAUCCCACAAGACAAGCUUGUCAACUCCGCAAGCCUGCGCUACGACACAAGCCCCGACAACGAGACCGCCGCGUACCCUGGAAAAGAGUACGCGCUUGACCUUGACGUGACGACGGUGGUUGUCAGCCCCGUUGCCCGCUACGAGGUGACCAGCUUAUCCGAGGCUGAGACCCUGGACAACGUGCUCACAAUUGGCGAGGAGGCGACCGUGGAUGUGCUGUGGAACCUUCCUGAGGGUGAGAUGCCGGGCGCGGUGCUGGCGGUGUCCGUGCCGCCGCACACGACGUUCCUCAACGCAACGAUAGUUCGCAUUGGGCGGUCGAUUAGCGGCUCCAAUGUUGUGCCAUAUCAGACGUAUGACGACAACUUUGCUGUGCUUCCAUCUGACCCAACCGCUGUUCUCAUCGACCUGGGUGACCUCAGCAACACCUUCAACAACACCGUCAACCUGCAAGACGACAUUCACGUCCGCGUUCGCUUCUUCGUGGACAAUGAUCCCGCCAAUGCGCUCAACACGUUCAUCAACGUUGAGACUGGGCUGGCGUGGCUUGGUUCUGCGCGGUGGGUGGACAGCAGCUAUCCCAUCAAGAUUGCAGAGCCGCUGGUGUCCAGCUCCGUCUCCACACCAACAGCCCGCCCUGAUGCACAGGACCUGCUCACAUACACAACCAUUGUGCAGCAUGACGCUGCUUCAACGUCCCCGAUUUACAGGGCGACAGUGGUGGUGACCACACCAGCAGAGGUGCAGCUGCAAACGGGUAGCAUUGACAUCUUCAGCGGAACAGUGCUGUCAUCAACCCCAACACUGCGCGUGGUGAACGCAUCUGUGUUUGAGGUUGGGUUUGAGAAGAUGAGCGUGCUCGCGAGCGACGGGGACGAGAAGCUGACCAUCACAUAUGACGUCGUGGUUGUGGAUGAGAUUCGAGCAAACGAAGACAUCAUCGUGACGACGACCAACUCGUGGUGGUCCACGCCAACCAACUUUACCCACCCUGGCCGCUUCCGCGAUGGCUUCAACGACACAUCACCCUACUUUGGCGAGACAUCACAGCACAUCAACCCGGCGAAGCAGAACAGUGUGACCAUGUAUCUGGAUCGCUCCUCCCUCGAAGACACCAUCGGCACGCAAGUCAACGUUGCUGAGGAGCUGGUGUAUCGCUCGUGCAUCACCGUGCUGGAGGGCCACACCAACGUGUCCCUCGCCAUCGCCAUGCACUCUGGACUGGACUUCCUCAACGCCAGCUUGUACUCCGUCGGCGCCGACAUCGCAGAGUCGCUGUCCUUUGUUGAAGGCGACAUGUUCAACGCCACAACAGAUGACAGCACCGGUGGACCUUUGGUCCUGUUUGCCUUUGGUGAACUCGUCAACACCGCCACGAACGUUGAAGAUGAUGGUGACGCCAUCUGCAUUGAGCUGGCCGCCCUCGUUGCAAACAUCCCUGAAAACAUCAACGGGAUUGUGCUGCCGGCGACGGCCACGCUCGUGACCGACACGACGCAGCUGACAUCCAGCACUGAGACUGUGCGCGUCAUCGAACCCGUCGUCACCACCGACCCCGUGGCCAUCACAAUCCCAGGACAGGGCGCUGUGGAAGUGCUGAGCAUUGACAGUGAGGCGGUGGAUGCUGGCGAUGAGGUUUCAUUUGAGAUUACGGUGCGGCACUUGCCAUCAUCGACCUCCACGACGUUUGACGUGUUCAUCGAGGCUCAUCUGCCCGACUACACGGCUGUCGUCUCCGUGCAGCAAGGCACCCUGCCGACCACCAUCAACACCACCGUGCCGGGGUAUGUCGUGUGGCACCUGCCCAAACUCACGCUGGAGGAAGAGUCCUACACCACGUCCGUCACUGUCCGCGUACGCAACGACAUCAUCCCAUCUGCCGCCGACCUGAAGUGCGACGUCACCACCACGGCACACUCGUCCCCGCUCGCAGACAACGCAGACGCAAAGGCGUUCACCAGCGUUGCAGAGUCGGCUGUUCUCCUCGUCAAAGGUGUCAACGACGACCUGGAACUGGUCAGCACCAGCAUCGCCGCCACAGCCGGGUACGACGUUGCUGUGCACGAGCUCGCCACCUUCCAAUACACAUUGGUGCUGCCCGAGGGCACCGUGCCGUCCAUCACACUCAUCAUUGACCAGCCGAGCGAUGACAGCCUGCGCCUGGAUCGGGUUGAGCUGCAUUUUGGCGCAAACGUGGCGUGCGAGGGCGUGCCUGUGCUUGAGGAUGCUGCGGGUGCGGUUGACCACGUGCUGCAGUUUGACAACUGCGUCAACACGUACGACAACGAGGAUGACGACGCUGAUCUCAUGGUGGUGACCAUCGUCACGGUCGUGCAAGAUGUUGUGUCCACGCUUGAGGACCGCAACAAGGCGAUGCGCUUCCGCCUGCAGACUGUGCACACACACGGGACGCCGGGCAGCACGCGAAAAUCAUCGUACAUGGAGACGCUCAGGUUGCAGCUGCCAAACGCGGCAAUGGCGCUUGACACAGUGGUGCGCAACCAUGUGCUGCCUGGGGACACGCUGCAGUUCGAUGCUACUGUUGAGCAGGAUGGUAACUUCCUGGCCCCAAUGUUCAACACCAGCCUUGAUAUUGCCAUCCCAUCGUCCCUGAUUCCCGUGCUUGUGCUGGUCGGCGUGAACGGCGCGCCGCUCACCGACCACCCGUUCACCCUUCGCGACGGCACCAACGGCACUGCCACGUCCGUGCUGUCCAUUCCACUCGCCACCAUUCUUCCGGAUGACACGGCUGCCGUGCGCGUCCUUACUGAGGUUGGCUCCGAUGUUGAGCAAGGGCUCGCCAUUGCCGCCAACGCCACGCUCACGUUCGACACAUCCGAAGGGUCGCCGACCUACCCUGGCCGCGUGUAUGCUGUCGCUGAUGACUUCAAGACACUCUACGUGGCAGCGCUCGUCCUGACGCAAGACAUUGUCCGCCUCAACUUUCCAGGCGAAACUGAUGUUACAGAGGUGUCCGUGUACGAGCCCCUCACACUUCGCCACACCGUGCGUGUGCGCGGAAGCUAUGCGCUGACCACCACCAUCAGCCUUCCCGCUGGCGGUGGUGCUGGUGCUGGUGCUGGUGGCGGGGACGAGGAAGCCAUGAUCGUGGACACAUGCACGACAGUUUCUGUUGGCGACAACGUGCUCAUCACCCCUGGUGCGACAUCACCAGGCAAUGUCGUGCAGCCCACAAUUGUGCAUGAUGCGAACACACACACCAUCACGUUGGCGUGGGGCGAUGCCGUGAACGAGGCCACGUCGGCCGUGUACACGCAGGAUGACGACAUUGUGUACGAGUGCAAUGCGCGCGUGCGCAACUUGGUGUGGAUCGAAGCUGGUGAUGUGUUUGCGUUGGGCGGCAACGCAGAAUACGCCGUGUUCACGUCCUCGGAGGAGCACAUGCUCACCGUGAGCGACCCGGAGCUGGUGUUUGCAUCCUUCACUCCGUCAUUUGGCGCCACAGAGCAAUCGCCGGUGACGCCCGUGCAAGCACAGGAGGCUGUAACGUUUGACUUUGCCGUGAACAACUCCCUCGCCGCGAGCGUCGUUGCUGCCACCGCAUUUGAUGCGCAGCUGCUGCUGUUCUUGCCGGGAAUUUCAAACGCCGUCGUCGCCAGCGCAGACCCGUCAACGCAGCUUGAGUAUGACACAGACUUGGAGGCGUACCGGCUGCUCGUUGACCGCGUCGGCGAAGCGGAGAUGUGGACCGUCACCCUCGCCGGCACCGCCAUCACGCAACUCCCCGUGGGCGUGCCCGUUGAGCACUCCGCACAGCUUUCGUGGCUGAGCACAGCGGACCCCACCCGCGAGCUCGCCCGUCUGCACACGGAGGAGCCACCCACAUCGUGGACCAUGACAGUGCGCCAUCCACAGCUGGACUUGGCCGUGUACUCCACGCGCACUGUUGGUGGGUGGAGGCGUGUUGCUGGCGACGCACAAGCUGGUAGCAACAGCAGCCCUGCCCCCGAGGUCACCGUGGGUGGUGUCAUCUGGCUCACCCUGACUGUGGAUGUGUAUGCUGGUUUGCACACGGACCUCAAAGCGGUGCUGGAUGUGCCCGAGGGCUUAGUGCUCGUUGACCACGUUGUGAGCGAUGGCCACCCCAACAUCGACCUUGGUGCUGGCCCAACCGUUGUUGAGACGGGCAGCGCUGACGGCGAGUAUGAGUUUGUGUUUGGCAGCCCGCUGGCAACUGCUGAGGACACUGUCGUGCUGAACGUGUACUUGCGGGUGGCAGAUGACAAGAGCGUCAACUUCAACGGCGCCGUGAAGACCCUGCGUGCGCACCUCGACUACACAGAGUUCACGAACCAAGACGACCAGCAGCUGGACGUGGUGGUGGUGUACCCGCUCUUGCAGCUCACGGGCGACACGAGCGUGGCAACCGCAGAUGCAGGCGACACGAUCGUGCUCACGCAGCUCCUCAGGCACACGGAUCAGUCUGAGGCCCCCGCCUACAACAUCACCGUGGGCUUGAUGGUGCCAGGCGCAGCGCUGCUCACCAACGUGACGGCUGUGCGCUCGAUGCAGCACACGGGCACCAACGGCACAGUCUUUGUUGAACACGCCUUUGAGCAGUACGAACCAACGCCCAUCAUCGACCUUGGCUUGCUCAACGAAACUGAUGCGGUGGUGGUGACGUGGACGUUUGUGGUGCAGCAGCGCGUGCAACCGUCAAGCACGCUUGCCUUUGCCGCAGCAGCAACAUACAAGCACGGCUCCCUCACCACCAGCCGCCAAGAGACGGCCGUUAUGGCUCCACUGGACGUGGUGGUUCCUGGUAUUCACCUGCAAGCCCCUGGCGAGGACGAUGAGGGUCGGGCGCGCGACUACGGCGUCGGCGAUGUCAUUCACAUGCAGGUUGAUAUGGACCUGCCUGAGGGCACGCUCCCCGAGCUUGUGGUUGAUCUUCACACUACGCCUGGCACGGCAAUUGUUGGUGCCAGCCUCUCUUCGCUCACAGGCCACAUCUUUGCCUCUGACAACGAGGGGAGCGUGGCUGUGAUGCAAGGCGGCCAGGAGAGUGCGCUGCUUGGCGCUGACAGCAACAGAAGGAGACGCCGUGCUUCCGGCAACGAUGACGACGAUGAUGGCGCAAUGAUGAGCAGUGCUGCCAACGCCACUCAGCGGCUGUUUGAUGUGGAAGCUGACGCCAACCAGCGUGUUUCAGCCGUGCGCGUGCGCGUGUUCAACGUCACGAACAACUUCAACAACGUUGAGGACACCCGGGACCGCCUUGUUCUCAACGUGACGGUGGCUGUGCUGGACGACGAAGCCAUCUCUCGCAACACAACCGUCAAUGUUACGGCAAGUGUGUCUGUGCCAUGGAGCGCGGCCAGCGUGGCCGUCAGCCCGACUUACAACAUUGGCGAGCCUGCGCUCAACGUUGAGACGUUCUGGGCCUUUGAUGACUCGACGGCUGUUCUCGUGUUUGUGCACACGAUUGCCCACGCCAACAACUCCGACCUGAACGCAGCCAACCUCCACCUCACCUCAAACGUCACAGGCACACUGAUUGUGACCACGAGCAACAUGACCAAUGGAACCGACUGGGAUCUUCUUGUUCGCGGUGAGAGCAUCGUGGCGUAUCAUGUGGUGGUCGUGGACAGCGCGUCGCCACAGGGUGCAUCCGUGUGUGUGCAGCCGACAGUCGAGUACAACAACGCAGGAAGCAGCAGCCCGCGUGCAUACGCGCAGACGGAGCACCGAGACUGCUUCAAACUGCCCGAACCAGCAAGAAGCCGGUGGCAACGGUCCAUGUUUGUGACGCUCCUUGCCAUUGCGUGUGGCGUGCUGUUCCUCGUGCUGCUCUUCCUUGCUGUGAGCGAGCGGCGGCGGCGUCGUCGCGGUGGGAAGAACGUGGGCAAGCUGCCCAAGCCAGCCAAGGUGAUGGUGCGACCAACGUCACUGAUUCGCCGACAAGGCUCAGCAGCAGCGUCGUCGCCACGCGACGCGCUUGCCCUUGGCAAUGAUGACGAGGACAUGGACUACCUUGUUGUUGGCGAUGACAUUGAUCACACAUACGCAGCACCGCGAGGGCCGCUGAUUGCGCUGGGUGAUGGGCUGUACGCUGAGAUUGACCAGGUGCUUGAGGCGCACGCUGGUGACGAAGAGGGUGACUACUACUGCACCAUCAACUCGGCGUUUCAGGAUGUGUAUGAGGACAUCAACAGCUUCUAUGCCAACGCGCGUGUGCGGCUGCCUGAUGGCACGUAUGCGCAGAUGAAUCGCUACUUCUUCAAUGACGACGGCAAACUACGGCGCAAGAACCGUGACACGAACGAUGAGCACAUCUACGAAGAAAUUCCCGAGGACGAUCCAAUCUACGAAGAGAUCAAGGAUGUGCUCGCGGGCACACGGCCCCGCCAGCCAAUGCCUGUCAUCCGCACGAAGGACAACCGGCAGCUUGGUCUUCGCCGCGUGUUCCGGCGCAACAGCGACGGCUCCCUCGUGCCGUGCUUCUACCACGACAGCGGGCUGUAUGCCGAUGCUGCUGUUGUGCGCACGGAGAAUGGCGAGUAUGCUGACGCCUCUGACUUCUUCAAGCGAGACGGGCGCGUGUUUGAGCCGCUGUACGAGGAAGCGCACAUUCUGCACGACACUGGCGAGUAUGCCGGGGCCAGGGAGGCCAUGUACGACGUUGCCAACCCGUCCCAUGACGAAUAUCUGGAUGCCGAUGCGAUUUACGACAUUGGCGAGGCGCAGGGGGACGAGCGCAUGUACGACAUGGGAGCAGACGUGCAGACCGACGAUCCAAUCUACACCAUGGGCAACGACAACGAGGAAGGUCUGGAUGCCAUUUAUGACAUGGGGCAGGAGACAGGCACAGAUGCGCAGUACGCGCUUGGCAACACCGACAAUGCGGAUGCUGAUGGUGACGCCACGUACGAUGUGGGCAACGCUGAUGCCGUGUAUGGCGCUAGCGCAGAUGACGACGACACGCUUGAACCCGUUUACGAUGCCGGGCAGGAAGGACUGAACAGCGCAGAUCCCCUGUACGAUGUCGCCAACCGCCCUGGAACUGCAGGCGGCGGCGGCGGCGGCGCAGAUGGCGGUGGUACCAGGGUUCGCAAGCGUGACAGUGAGCCAACCUAUGACACCGCCACAUUCCGCCGGCGUGCGUCUGAUCAGCCGCCGCCGCUGAGCGGGCAGCGUCUGGGCAGUGCCGCAGACACAUACGAUCUUGGGGAUGGAAUGGCGCUUGGGGGUGGUGGAGAUGGCGACGCAACGUAUGACAUUGGCAACGAGGAAGGGGACGCGCUUGUUGGCGGCAACAGCCAUGGUGCUGGUACGACUACCGAUGGUGAUGAUGAUGCGGUGUACACGCUCGGAGACGAGAUGGACGGGUUCAUCGAUGACCACCCACUGUCCAGCGUCGUCAGCAGCGGUCAAUCCUCGCACCGCCACCACUAUGGCGGGCGGUCGUCAGCGGGGCCCAUGAUUGUUGCACCAGAGCCAUCCAUCCGCAACAGAGGCGACGGUGAUGAUGGCAAUCUCUCUGUGGCAGCGUCGAGUGACGUGUACUCCAUUGCCAAGUCCGACGCAAGCCGCACCGGUGGUACCAUGGGCCAUCAACACCGCCACCACCAGCACCACCACCGCCACCAGUUCCACCGCCACCAGCAGCAGCAGCAGCAGCACGAGGCGACGUAUGCACCAUACCCGCUGCAGGAUGGCGCUGAUGACAUUUACGACGUGAGUCCCCUCAACAACGCCGUUGCGCCGGAGGACGUGGACGAGGAAGGUGAUUACGACGCGCAAACGACGAGGAAGGGCAGCAGCAACAUGAGCAACGCUGGCAGCGACGGCGCUGACGAUUUGUAUGCGAUGGCCAACAAGUUUGGAUACAGCGGCGGCGGUCGUGACAGCAUUGAUGAGCUGCCGCUGCCGCCACCACCGCCACUGCCACUGCCCAUGAUGGGAGCAAACACCGCAGGCAACAGCAACACCAGGACACGGCCGGCGAACACGUCGCCGCAACAGGAGAAGCGCGCACAGCAGCGGUACAAGCCCGUGUACGAGGCGCUGAACGAAGCAGAGGACGAUGAGAGCGACGCUGACGAUGGCUACCAGCGCGCAGACAGCACAGACGAGGACGAGGACGAGGACAGCGUGUAUGGCCACGGCCGCUCCGGUAGUGAGCGAGGUGACUCGUUUGACGCAGAUGCGCUGGAGACGCGUGCUGGCCCCAACAACACGUUGGUUGUGAAACGCCGCGGGACACGCGACGUGGAGGACAUUUAUUCCGUGAUUCAAAAGGCGACGACACCGCCCCCACCGGACCUGCCGUCCCGCUCGCACUCGUGCGCGUCAUCGGUGGUGUCGAUCCAGUCGCUUGAAGCAUCGCCAAAGGGACAGCGCAGCGUGCGGCCGCCCCCACGCCUCCGAGCCCCGAGCGGACAAGUGAAGCAGAAGAGCACCAUCUCCAUGGAGUGGGAUCCACACAUGCAGUAGGCAGUAGCAGCAUCCGCUGUUGUGUCUGUGUGUGUGUCUCUGUGUGUGCGUGUGUGUGUGAAAGCAGCUUGCGCGGAACACGAGGGCGGGUUGUGUGAUGUUGUGUGAUGUUGCGUGUGUUGUCGGGUUUUGUGACAGUGCAGCUGAGCUGUACAGAAGACAUGUGUGUGUUGUGUUGUGUCGAGAAGAAGCAUGUACAAAUUUGAUUCAUUGAUUGAACAAGGUCCAUCCAUAGCGACAGCCAAUUAAAAGUGAAGCAACAACAGAA
Molecule: messenger RNA, 15046 nt
Organism: Salpingoeca rosetta
Lineage: Eukaryota; Choanoflagellata; Craspedida; Salpingoecidae
Product: notch
Exons: 12
Coding region: 271-14778 (4835 amino acids)
Source: RefSeq, a predicted model, not a curated record